GCGGACGGCUGGGCCGAGCGGUUGCGUGGGCAGAGCAACCGCCUCUCGACCCUCCGGCGGAGCGUAGUCCGUGCGAGCUAUCUGGCAGUGCAGAAGUGCAUACUUCGCAUGUGUGCAGUGUGUGCGUUCGCGUGUUUGUCAGUGUAGCGGCGCCAUAGCCCGUUGGUUGUGCUCGUGAGGUUGUCACUCGCACGGGACGGCCCGAUGCCCCGUGGCCGGCGACGGUAGACGUUUCUUCCUCGCUGGGGCCCCGCGGGGCCCUCCAUUGCCCUUCGUGUUCUUUUUUCUUCGUGUGACGUGACCCGUGGCGCGGCUGAUCGCGCUCCACCGCGACCGUGUUGCCCACCACCAUGUUGUACAUUCUGCCGCCCCCGAGCGCGCCCAGCCCUCCCUCGCCGUGGGCCAGCAUCCUAUGUGGCGGCAACGGCGGGGGCGGCGCGAGUGGCGGCUCGGCGGCGGCCGCCAGCGGGAACGCGCCUCCGGGACGGACGGGCGGGACGGGCGGCGGAACCACCACCGCCGGCCCCGAGGUCGUGGCCGGCGUGGUGCACCGAGCGGGGGCGUACUGGAUCGCCAAGGCGAACGCCCGCCGCCCCAACUCGCUGCGCUUGCCGCCGCGCGCCCCCAAGCCCAGGGAUGCCUCUGCUAGCAAUACGCAGAGUAGUAGUUUGUGCUGCCGCUUCACUCUUCUUGCUCCGGCGGUCGCCGAUGGCCACGACUUCCGAGCGGAGGCCACGGACCCUUAG
This is a messenger RNA of Gryllus bimaculatus (two-spotted cricket), 746 nucleotides long. The record is from the annotation of a GenBank genome assembly. Lineage: Eukaryota; Metazoa; Arthropoda; Insecta; Orthoptera; Gryllidae.